Molecule: messenger RNA, 751 nt
Organism: Seminavis robusta
Lineage: Eukaryota; Bacillariophyta; Bacillariophyceae; Naviculales; Naviculaceae
Source: the annotation of a GenBank genome assembly
CAUUGGUCCAGGACCUCUGACUGUUCAUCCCCCAACAAAAAUGAGGAAAAUGAGGUCCCGCCGUUCUCACAAGAGAAGAAGAGAGUCAGUGUGUGUGGGAGAGGUGAUAUAUAUCUGAGAGACUGAGAGACUGAAGCCAUCAUGAAGAGCUCCGUUGCUGUCAAUAGAAUCAUGCCCUGCUGGAUCAUUGGGGUGGUACUGAUCGCCACCACAACUGUUGUGGACGUGCAAGGAUUCCAAACCAACCGAAUACAAGUAGGAUCUCCAAAAAUGCUCCGUCCAUCCACAUUGCACCAGCGCCAUUCACAACUACUCACCAAGUCGUCAUCCACCUCCACUCAACUUGGAAUGCAAGACAUGUCGUGGUUGCUUCUCUCGGAUGCUUCUACACCACCACAACUGAUCACAGCCAAUAAUAAUGCGGACGUUUGGGUCUUUGUCGCAGGCGUCAUUCCCUUUGCAUGGGCCACUAUUGAAUUUUGGAGGCGCAUUGCUGUUGGAGAAUCCUUUGGGACUGGGUCCGAUUCGGUCACUAUUAUUGGACAAGACAAUAAUCCAGAGUCGUCUCGGGGGCGACGGGUCCUGGGCAAGGAUGCCUUGAUUGUCGCAUACAUUCUCUUUGGAAUUGUGGCUGGGGUCCUCGGGUUGGUCUUGUACACUGUACUAUCGACUACUAGCAGUCCAACCGAAUUUGUGCCCUUGUCGGAUCCUGGUAAUUAAUUUUUUAAAAACACAUUCAUUCAUUGCUUGC